Molecule: messenger RNA, 5110 nt
Organism: Erpetoichthys calabaricus (reedfish)
Lineage: Eukaryota; Metazoa; Chordata; Cladistia; Polypteriformes; Polypteridae
Gene: adam23a
Product: ADAM metallopeptidase domain 23a
Exons: 26
Coding region: 146-2497 (783 amino acids)
Biological process (GO): proteolysis
Cellular component (GO): presynaptic membrane
Molecular function (GO): metalloendopeptidase activity
Source: RefSeq, a predicted model, not a curated record
CCCCGCCGCGCGUCGCAGUCUCAGCAGCAGCAUCAGCAUCCUCAGUAGCAACCGCGCUCGUCGGGACUGGAGCGGCCACCGCCUCCCGCGCAGGUCGAGGAUGAGCGUCGCCAGGUCCGCGUCGAGUGCCGCCCGGUUAUGAGCCAUGAAGCCGGUAACGCUGCAGCACCUCGUCGCCUGCGUCCUCUGCUGCUGGCUGCCGCCCCGGAGCUCGGCGGCCGCGUCUCAGGCUUCAGCCCAGCUGGAAAAUGGUCGCGGCUCCGAUCCCACCAUGCCCCCGACAGAAGGAGCAGCAGCAGCUGUACGGAACACAAGCGAAGCGGGCAUCCCUCAAGAAAUCACAUUCCCCUCCAGACUGGUGUACUAUCUCAACGAGGACUCGGAGAGCUCCAACCACAACCUCAACACCCAGGCCAGAAACCAGCAGAAGCAAGGCCAGGCCGUCCAUCUUGCCCAGGCCAGCUUUCAGCUCAAAGCUUUUGGCUCCCUCUUCAUUUUGGACCUCUUCUUAAACAGUGACCUCCUCUCUUCGGAUUACGUUGAAAUUCAUUAUGAAGAUGGCAGGCCCGUCGAAACGAAGGGUGGCGAGCACUGCUACUACCACGGGCAGAUUCGAGGCAACGACUUAUCCAGAGUCGCCAUGUCAACAUGCAACGGCCUCCAUGGCAUGUUUGAUGAUGGCAGACACAUGUACCUGAUUGAACCUUUGCGGCAGACUCACCACCAGGCAGACUUGGCGCGGCCGCACAUCAUCCAGAAAACUCAAGGACUUGGCUUGGCGCAGCAGACCAGUAAUGUGGGAGGCACCACAAGUGCAGCAUCUCAGUGGGCUCUGCUGGCAGACCUUUCCUGGAAGAGGAGAAAGAGAGCGGUGCCACACAGCGUGUUUGAAGAAAUGAAGUACCUUGAGCUCAUGAUCGUCAGCGACCACCGAACAUACAAGAGGCACAAGAGCAAGCAGCACACAAACAACGUGGCCAAAUCUGUGGUGAACCUGGUGGACGCAGUCUUUAAAGAGCAGCUUCACACCAGGGUGGUCCUGGUGGGCACAGAGGUCUGGACAGACAAGGACCAGAUCCCCAUCAGCGUCAAGCCCAUGCAGAUGCUCUGGGACUUCUCCAAGUACCGGCAGCACCACAUGAAGAAGCCGGCCGACGCGGUGCAUCUCUUCUCGAAUGUGACAUUUCACUAUGGCAGGAGCAGCAUUGCCUACUUUGGUGGCAUUUGUUCCUUGACUCGUGGCACGGGUGUCAAUGAGUAUGGCACAACAAUGGAAAUGGCGAGUUUCCUGCUGCAGAGCCUGGCACAGAAUCUGGGCAUCCAGUGGGAUCCUGCAUCUCGGAGAAAGGAGUGCGUUUGCCUCGAGUCCUGGGCGGGAUGCAUCAUGGAGGAGACAGGAGUGCAGCACAGCCGCAAGUUUUCCAAGUGCAGCAUUGCUGACUACAAGGAGUUCCUGAUGAAAGGCGGUGGAUCCUGUCUUUUCAACAAGCCCACCAAGCUCUUUGAGGCCACCGAGUGUGGUAACGGCUACGUGGAGCCUGGAGAGGAGUGCGACUGCGCUGGCCGAGCGGACUGCUAUGGGAACUGCUGUAAGAAGUGCUCUCUGUCCAAUGGCGCGCACUGCAGCGACGGGCCCUGCUGCAACAUCACGUGUCUGUUUUAUCCCCGAGGCUAUGACUGCCGCUAUUCUGUGAAUGAGUGUGACAUUACGGAAAUCUGCACCGGAGACUCUGGACAGUGUCCGCCCAACCUUCACAAGCAGGAUGGAUACACCUGUAACUCCAACCAGGGACGAUGCUACAACGGCGAGUGCAAGACGAGGGAUAACCAGUGCCGAUACGUUUGGGGUCCAAAGGCGAGCGGAUCAGACAAGCUGUGCUAUGAAAAACUGAACACCGAGGGGACGGAGAAAGGCAACUGCGGCAGGGACGGUGACAAGUGGCUCCAGUGCAGCAAGCAUGAUGUGUUUUGCGGAUUCCUCCUUUGUUCCAACAUUGGACGCUCUCCCCGGGUGGGCUUUCUUAAAGGGGACCUUUCUCCGUCGUCUUUCAACCACCAAGGGAGACUUGUGGAGUGCAGUGGCGGCCACGUCCUACUGGACGAUGAAACAAACCUCGGAUACGUGGAGGACGGGACGCCUUGUGGCCCCUCCAUGAUGUGCCUUGACAGAAAGUGCUUGCCUAUACAUUCACUCAACAUGAGCACCUGCCCCAUUGGCUCAAACGGGCAUGUGUGCUCAGCUCACGGGGUGUGCAAUAACGAGGCGACCUGUGCCUGCAACUCCACUUGGGCCGGGACAGACUGCAGCAUUUAUGACCCCAUCAAGAAGAGCCCCCCAAGCCCAGACACGGGGCCUAAGGUGAGCAUGGCCACUAACAGACUGAUAGGUGCAGUAGCAGGGACUGUUCUGGCCCUGGGGGUGAUUUUUGGAGGCACAGGGUGGGGAAUUGAAAAUGUGAAAAAGCGAAGGUACGACCCCAACGCUGGUGGUAUCUGAACACAUGAACUGCGCGUGUCUGCCCGAGACGCUGCCAGCUGAACUGGAACCACACAAUGUGCAGUGGGAUGAAAAGAGGAGACCCUGCACCGAGGAGAUUCCAAACCCACCGUAGGAUUCUGCACUCUCAUCAACUAGGCAUGACUUCUUUAAAAGACAAAAAAACAAACAAAAUAAAAACUCUCCUGGCAUGAAGAUUUCUUUCUGAAGGUACCUGCAUGGCACAAGCUACGAGGAGCAGAGCGGCGGCGCCAUCCCCGUCGCCUGGCACCGCGUAUCCACGGCCGACUCGGGGCGCACGCUGGAGCCGUGCAAGGUGCCCGCCGGCUUGUUGGUUGUUUUUUUUGGUUUUCCUUUGAGACUUCUCAGCAUGUGGUCUUCAGCGGGCAUUCUUGGCGGCUGGAGAAGCUCGAUUUGCACUCUGCUUGGCGUCGGAUCUCUUUGGUUCCCAGAGCACACGGAUGGGAGUCCCUGCAGCCUGCCGCCAUCUUCAACUGUGUACAGUAUUUGACCAAAUAUGCAAGAGACGUCAUAAGGGUGGCGCAAACCAAAGACGAAGAGGAGGUGCAAAGCCCGAUGCCCGCCACGGCGUUUCGUUGCCAUUCUCACGGCUCUCGCUCCGCUCUGUGACUCGACCCCCUCGUCUUUCCGUCCCGUGGCGGGGCGCAGGCUGCGGCGGUCGGAGGGCGCCGCCAUGUCCUCGCGUGGAUUUCGGCGCCCCCUUUCCUCUGCUGGCUUUGCCUUUCUGUUCCAUUCGCGCCCCCCCCCCUGCUGGAAUGCUGCAUGUCCGUCCGCGAGCCCGAGGUCUGCGAGAAUCGGUGCAUGUCGACAAGAAGCGCAUUUACUGGACCCUUCAUUUACUAUGCAAAGAGCGAUGCUGCACAGCGUCCGGAAACGCUAAUGCCAAUGUCCUGUGCACGUGGGGGUCACUUGAGUGCCUGGCGAUGGUGGCAACGAGUACCACGCUGUACUGCUACUGGGAGUGGGAGGAGUCCCCGUAAUCACAUUGCACUUGAGACUUGGUGGGUGGGGCCUGCAUAAUAUGUCUAGUGGGAGUGAAUUGGGCGGGGUCUGUGUAGUGCUUGGUCAUUGGCUUGGUGAAAUCGGUGGGGGUGGGCUUCAUUAAUUCAGGGUGGUCAACCGAGGAGGAGGAGGAGCCUGAAAUGUGUCCAUACUGAAGGCGUCGCAGUCGGGGGUCUGUGUAGUCACAUGGUGCAGUGGGUGGCGGCUCCACCCAUCCCGGGCUCAGCUCCCAGAGGGGGUGGGGCUCCUAACUGGGCGUGGCCUUAUGGCUUGUCACCAGAAACAGCAAGUGCAGCCCCCCCUUAGCUGAAGUGUCACCUACAGGAACAACGAGAGCAUCGCUGGAAGAAGGUGUGGAGCCUUGUCAGUCUUGGGCAGCGUUGGUGGACACACUGGCAUUAGCUAAUCAUGUGGGUGCCCGCUGUGUACCCAAGGUGGUCCAAACUAAGUGAAACUUUUAGCACGACUUCUGUUUCUAGUAGCAGCAGCACCACCUUCAUGUGGUCUGCUCGUCACAAUGUCACCUCGUUGUCCUUCUAGUGUAGCCCCUCAGCCCAGGGAGAGAGGACACAUUCACUGAGUGCCACCGUUCUUGGCAUAGACAUGUCCACCAGCAGCCCAAAUAAUGUCACGCUUGUCAUUGUGCCAGAGUUUGGCUUACUUUGACCCGCGCCGCCGUGCCCAAAGUCACCAUUAGUGGCCAAGGUGACAAAACAAGCUGAAUGAAGGGAGCGAGUAAGUGGAGGACGAGAGAGAGGGUCUCCACGUACCCCUCACAGAGCCGCCGGUCUGACCCCUUCAGCCCCCCCCCACUCCCUGUAGUCAGGUCACAGCGCCCCCUGUUGAACGGCAGGCGCUUAUGGACCCCUAAACCCACCUUCUGCCGCCCCCUAGUGUCACCCUUGUCACUUAGGUGAGGCGUCUGACAGACACACACAGUCGCUUGGCUUGUUCCAUAAAGCAUUUUGUCACCUCGCUGACCUUCCUGAAGUGACAUUCGCCUUCUUUACCGCAGUAUUCAGGACACCGUAGUGGCCAUCGGACUUGGCGGGCUUAUCUUGUCUUUGGGGUCUCCUUAGUCGUGUCAAGUUUACAACUGGGAUUAAUAUGAGUGGGGUCUCUGUGAUCGCACUGGCAGGAGGUGGGUGGCACCGUGUAGAGCUGAGACGGUGGAGCCCGACACCAAAGAGACGCUUGGUGACUGCAGGACAUUCAUAUUGGGGUCACAGUGGGUGGAGUCUCAAGGAUGACAUGGGGGGGUGCAGUAUAAGGUGAGACUUGUCACGCAGACCACCGCGAUGCAGUGAAGUAGGUGGAGCCAAAUGAGGAGGUGGGCGGGGCUUUAGUGAUUGUGUGGGAGUGGAGAGGAGGUGGGCGGGGCCUUAGUGACUGUGUGGGAGUGGAGAGGAGGUGGGCGGGGCCUGCUGCCAUCGUGCUGGUGGUGGGGCUGAGACCCCCGCGUGUUCUGGCACUUUCCAGCUAAUGGAGUUUUGUGGGUCACAGGGUCCUCUUGCGAUGCCAGCACAGCUUCAUGUUAUUGGAUGGCAUUGACAAAAUAAACGAUGGCAUAUUUGAUGCGGUUUUCCAUCA